Messenger RNA from Melanotaenia boesemani (Boeseman's rainbowfish), 2178 nucleotides. RefSeq names its product histone H4 transcription factor (gene hinfp). The coding region runs from base 299 to 1777 and encodes 492 amino acids. NCBI's taxonomy places the organism in Eukaryota, Metazoa, Chordata, Actinopteri, Atheriniformes, Melanotaeniidae. Gene Ontology annotation, biological process: anatomical structure development; regulation of transcription by RNA polymerase II. Gene Ontology annotation, molecular function: DNA-binding transcription factor activity, RNA polymerase II-specific; RNA polymerase II cis-regulatory region sequence-specific DNA binding. The record is from RefSeq and is a predicted model, not a curated record. The transcript is spliced from 9 exons.
UUCAAGGGGGGCAUUAUAUUGUACGCAACCAGCGUUCUUGUGAGUGAUCAGAAACAAAAUUGAUGUCCUCCUCUUAGCAGUACUUGUUAUUUUACUAGUGUAUCAAACAUCUUAAGGAGUUGUUACACAUUUAGUUGUAUUUAUGUUCAUACGGGAGUUCUUAGUGGAGUUUGGGACGUUACCAGAGACGUUAACACGUACCUACACCAUAAAGCUAGCUAGCUCUCAUGACAGUUGACGAUUGUAUUUGUAGUUUGGAAGUAAAAGACACAUCAUUCGCAAAUUUUGGCUUUGAGAAAUGCCUCCAAACAAACGCACACAAAAGAAAACGCUUAAAUUGGAGUGUGAAUGGGGUCUGUGUCAAGAGACUUUCAGCCAGAUGGAAAACUUUUGCAAACAUGCAGAGGGUCAUCUGACUGCUUUGAACAUGGAGGAAGACGAAGAGGCAGAUGGGGCACGGAACUGUCUCUGGAGAGACUGUGGUUUCUGCUCUGUGGAGGAGUCCCAAGAGCUGAGACGGCAUCUGCUCUUUCACUGUUACCACACUAAGCUAAAGCAGUUGGGUCAGCAGGUCCUUGAUGCACAGCCAGAACUUGGCAGCUGCUCCAUCGCCUACCACAACCGCAACAUCAUCCCUGAAAUCCCAGACAAUUUUAGCUGCCUGUGGGACGAAUGUGAGCAACCGCCUUAUGAAAACCCAGAGUGGUUCUAUCGCCAUGUGGAGAUGCAUAGUUUGUCCAUAGAUAUACCAACAGGAGACUGUGAGAUCCCCAUACGCUGUGGAUGGAAAGACUGCGAAGCCACCGCUAAAGGGCGACCUAAGUUGCGGGAACACCUGCGCAGCCACACCCAGGAGAAGAUGGUGGCAUGUCCAGGUUGUGGAGGGAUGUACGCCAACAACACCAAAUUCUUCGACCACAUAAUACGGCAGAGUGCAAUGGAUGGCCAGAGAUUCCAGUGUUCUCACUGUUCCAAACGUUUUGCAACAGAAAGACUGCUGAGAGAUCACAUGAGGACCCAUGUGAGCCAUUACAAAUGCCCGUUGUGUGACAUGACAUGCCCAUCACCCUCUUCACUACGCAGUCACAUCAAGUUCCGCCAUAGUAACGAGAAGCCAUACAGCUGCGACUACUGUGAAUACAGCUGUAAGAAUCUGAUUGACCUGCGUAAACACCUGGACACCCACAGCAGUGAUCCAGCAUUCCGCUGCGACGUUCCAGGGUGUGGUUUCACCUCUCGUGCACUUGGCACCAUGAAGAUACAUCACAAAAAAGAGCAUGAGGGGACUUUUGUAGCUCGCUACAAAUGCCAUGUGUGUGGCCAGUGUUUCACCCGGGGCAACAGCCUAACUGUCCAUCUGCACAAAAAGCAUCAAUUCAAAUGGCCCUCUGGACACCCCAGGUUCAGGUAUAAAGAACAUGAAGACGGUUUCAUGCGACUGCAGCUUAUUCGCUAUGAGAGUGUGGAGCUGACGGAGCAGUUGAUGAGGGAAAGACAAAAGAGGCAAGUGGAGGAUGAUGAUGAUGAUGGUCACACUGAGGGUCAGGAGCAGGAGGAAGAAUGUGCAGCAGCAGCUGCUUCAGAGGUUCGGGUAGAACUAAAAGGGGUACUUCUGGAGGAGCAGAGGACUGAGGCUCUGGCCAUCAACACUGAGGAAGGGGAUCAGGAAGACGGCAUGGUUUAUGUCCUCACGGGAGGUUUGUCACAACCAGGAGAGGACUCUGUCAUACUGCAACUCCAGGAUGGUGUUCAGCAACAAGGAAUGCAGGUGGACUGAUUUAAUAUGUAUCAUAAAUAUUGCAGGAAGUUCUCUAAUCAGUUGUACUGUUUUUCAGAUAUUUGGUAAUUGUAUGGAGAGCCAUGUGGAACUUUUUUAACCCCUUAAUGAGCCUUUAACCAUACGUCCAUAGUAGGUAGUAAGACCAUUUUUUGUGAAUUUAAUUUGCGAAUCAUGAGGACAUUUGCAAGUAUUUUUAGAAUGUUUUCUUCAUUGUGCCAUUAAGUCACUGCCUGAGACACUCAAUUUCAGAAAUACAUCUGCUAUGACCUUUAACGUUACAAGAAGGGAAUGAAAUUUAAACAUUGUUAACCUGAAUGUAUGAAGUCCAGCUAUGAAGACUCUUCGUCAUUUUGGGAAGUUAUGCUCAGUCUAUAAACUAAAUAAACAUUUGAAGCUUU